CCUCCGCGUGUUCUUGUAACUUCUUCUCGUGGCGCUCGUUCUUAUCGCGAAAUUAACUAAAACCUCCGCAAAAUAUGAAGCUAAAGGGCAAAAAGCAGUUAAAAAACGAACCGGAAGAACCUCAGCAAGUCGUGAAGGUAAAGAAGCAAAAGAAAAUAAAGCAGGAUCCGGAAAAUGUGGAGAUUACCCCAGUGAAGAAAAUCGUUAAGCCGGAAAAGAAGCUAAAACAAGAACCCGGCCUCGGUGUGGACGACGCUUCCAAGCAGGUGAAGAAAAAGGACAAAUCAAAGAAAAACAAAGCAUUGUUGGCGGAAAAGGCCGCUCUCGUGGUUGCCGAAACGAUGCCGGUGGGGAAGAAGCCCAAGAAGACGAGCAGUAAGAUUAAGGACGCUAUCAAGGAAGAGAGCGAAACGGCCCUGGAAGAACAGGUGCCUAUUGCAAAGAAACAGAAAAAGUUAAAGGAAAAGGUUGAAGAAGCAUCCGAACCGGUGAAGAGAAAUAAAUCGACCAAGACGAUUCCGGAUGAUGAGGAAGUGGAGACAUCGGAAAGUGAGACCGAAGACGAGGUUGAGAAUGAGGAGGAAACUCCGGCUGGAGAGACUAUCAAGAGUGAAGAGACUAAAGCCUUACCGAAAGGGCCCGAGCAUGCCAUUUUUAUUGGAAACCUGCCACCUACCAUAAACCAGAACAAAGUAAAAUCGUUGUUCAAACCGUACGGCACUAUCUUGACGGUGCGCUUCCGAACGAACGAAGGUGGCAAGAUACCGCGUCGGAAGGAUAUGAAGAAGCUGAAAUCGUUGAUCUGCUACAUUCGCUUCUCGUCGAAAAGCGAAAUGGAGCAGGCGUGUGCAAUGGAUGGUCAGCUCGUUGAGGAGAACCGCAUUCGCGUUUGUCCCCAAAAGCAGAAGCAAAUAGGAGCGACCAAAUCGACAGUUUUCGUCGGCAACAUAAGUACUUCUACAACCGAUAACGAGCUGUACGAUUUCUUCAGUGGCGUCGGAGCGAUCGAGUAUGUGCGACAGAUUGCGAACAAAGGUGUGGCGUUCGUUUGCUUCAAGAAGGGCGUUUCCAUUAAGAAAGCGCUCAAGCUCAACCAGCAGCCGCUCAAUGGACGAGCGCUGCGCAUCAUGGAAGUCGAUCCGAACCGUACAAACGUCAAGACGAACAAGAAGGGCAAUCCGGUGAAAAGGAUUCGAUUACCGAAAUCGGUAUUGAUGAGGAAGAAAGCAGGAUCGUCGGAGGACCAGGCUAAAGGAAAUGAUCAGGGCACGAAUGAGUUCCACGGAAAGGUGAUUGCUGAUGCAGGCUCGAAGAAAAAGAAGAAGAAAGGAGGCUUUGGAAAGAAGAAUAACAACGCCAAGAUCAUUGCACAGAAACUAAAGGCGGCAGCAAAAGUAGGGGCGAAGUAACGACGACGGUCAACGGAAUUGAUCCGUUCCGUCUUCAAAUAUUGAAUAAACACAGGCACUUUAAACCGGGUUCAGGAGUCGGCAGGUGCGUUUUUCGUUUCCUGCAGCUGUCGACUCCAGCUAAA
This is a messenger RNA of Anopheles darlingi, 1534 nucleotides long. Its product is annotated as RNA-binding protein 34-like. Gene Ontology annotation, cellular component: cytosol. The coding region runs from base 75 to 1409 and encodes 444 amino acids. Gene Ontology annotation, molecular function: mRNA binding. Lineage: Eukaryota; Metazoa; Arthropoda; Insecta; Diptera; Culicidae. The transcript is spliced from 3 exons. The record is from RefSeq and is a predicted model, not a curated record.